AUGUCUAAUUCAUUGACUCCAGUCUUUUUUGCAAAGCCUUUCCUUAAUGAUCGUUUGGUUGUAGAAUGGAGUAGGCUGUUCAAAUGUCGAUGUUGUGGACUUAGAGCUACACGAGGACGAAGAGAUGGUGGAGGUGAUGGAGAUGGCGAUGGUGAUGGUGAUGGGGGUAGAGGUGGAGGGGGAGGUAGAGAUGGAGGGGGAGCUAACAAAGUAUGGUCUCACCAUUGA
Messenger RNA from Cavenderia fasciculata, 228 nucleotides. RefSeq lists its product as uncharacterized. The transcript is spliced from 2 exons. The coding region runs from base 1 to 228 and encodes 75 amino acids. NCBI's taxonomy places the organism in Eukaryota, Evosea, Eumycetozoa, Acytosteliales, Cavenderiaceae. The record is from RefSeq and is a predicted model, not a curated record.